Olea europaea var. sylvestris is the source of this 2542-nucleotide messenger RNA. RefSeq names its product probably inactive leucine-rich repeat receptor-like protein kinase At5g48380. NCBI's taxonomy places the organism in Eukaryota, Viridiplantae, Streptophyta, Magnoliopsida, Lamiales, Oleaceae. Bases 381 to 2318 code for a protein of 645 amino acids. Gene Ontology annotation, molecular function: protein kinase activity; ATP binding; receptor serine/threonine kinase binding. The record is from RefSeq and is a predicted model, not a curated record. Gene Ontology annotation, biological process: protein phosphorylation. The transcript has 3 exons.
UUUUUCUUUAUCAAAUUAUUGGAUAGUGUGAAUUUCCGAUUGCAGGGGUGUAUAAUUGAGUUAACUCAAGCGGAUUUUUGUUCUUGCUAUUCUGAUUUCACGAUUUUAAUACAAGGAAGUAGUAGUAUUUAAAUCCGUUUUAAGCAUUCAUUCAUCACUAUUCACACUCUUUUCUUUUCUCCUAAUUAGGUUUUUGAUGUUGUUGGAAGUGGAAGCUGUUGUACUGUUUAAUUGACCAAAAUUCAAUUGAAUGCUUGUGUGUUCUCUUUUAUCAAACGAAAAACUGAUUAUUCUCCGUAGUAGUUUCGUUUGAUUUCUUUCUUGCUUUCGAACGUGCAAAAUAAUGCGUUGAUAUCGACAACAAUCAAAACUUAUGAGGCAUGCCACUUGGUGACUAUUAUAAUAUUUCCAUGCGACACCUAAAGUUUGGUAACAUACUUGUUUUAUCCGGGAUUAUGGAUGCUUUCUUCUCGAGGGUGGUCUUCAAUUUGAGAGCUCUCCCUAUUCUUGCUAUCUCUAUUUGGUUGCUCUUCAGUGGAUCUUUCAGCUAUGCUGCUCUGAGUGAUGUUGAGUGCCUCAAAGCAGUAAAAUCUUCUUUGGAAGACCCAGAUGGCUACUUAACAACGUGGAAUUUCAAUAACAAUACUGAAGGCUUCAUCUGUAAAUUUAUUGGGAUUGAAUGUUGGCAUCCGGAUGAGAAUAGGGUCUUGAAUAUCAAGUUGGGGAACUUGGGACUUAAGGGCACGUUUCCACUAGGUCUUGCUCGUUGUUCGUCCAUGACAGGGUUAGAUCUUUCUAAUAACAAAAUCCAUGGAAAUAUUCCAAAUAACAUCUCUCUUAUAGUUGGAUUUCUGACGAGCCUUGAUCUUUCCAACAACGAGUUAUCUGGAGAAAUUCCUGUAAGUCUAUCCAAUUGCACUUACCUGAAUGUCCUCAAACUUAACAACAACCAGUUCACAGGUCAAAUCCCUCAACAACUUGCUCUACUUGGCAGAAUCAAGGAAUUUAGUGUGUCAAACAACCAAUUGACUGGGCCAGUUCCAAGAUUCUCAAAAAAUGCUAGUAUUACUCUAGAGAGCUACGCGAAUAAUGCAGGACUUUGUGGUGAUCCGUUGGUGACUUGCCAAGUUGCUUCCAAGAAAACUAACAUUGGACCAAUUGUUGGGGCAGCUGUUGGUGGGUUGACUCUUGCCGCUUUGGGUGUGUGUAUUGGCGUGUUCUUCUAUAUGCGCAAGGUGGCUAGAAAGAAGAAGGAAGGCGAUCCUCUAGGCAACCAAUGGGCGAAGAGUAUGAAGGGUUCCAAAGGCAUCAAGCUUUCGAUGUUUGAGAAGUCGGUUUCCAAAAUGAAACUAAGUGAUCUCAUGAAGGCUACCAAUGACUUCAGCAAAGAGAAUAUAAUUGGGUCAGGAAGAACAGGGACAAUGUAUAAGGCAGUACUUGAAGAUGGCACCUCUCUUAUGGUGAAGAGAUUGCAGGAUACUCAACAAUCAGAGAAAGAAUUUGUGUCUGAGAUGGCUACUGUAGGAAAUGUAAAGCAUCGGAAUCUGGUUCCGCUUCUUGGCUUUUGUAUGACUAAGAAGGAAAGACUCUUAGUCUAUAAGCACAUGUCGAACGGUACCCUCCAUGAUAAGUUACAUGUCGUGUAUGAUGGUGAGAAACCUAUGGAUUGGCCAUUGAGGCUUAAAAUUGGGAUAAGAGCAGCAAAAGGAUUUGCAUGGAUGCACCACAGUUGCAAUCCCCGUAUUAUUCACCGAAAUAUAAGUUCCAAAUGCAUCUUCCUGGAUGUGGAUUACGAGCCAAAAAUUUCCGAUUUUGGACUUGCUAGGCUCAUGAAUCCCGUUGACACUCAUUUGAGUACUUUUAUAAAUGGUGAAUUUGGGGACUUGGGUUAUGUUGCUCCAGAAUAUACAAGAACACUGGUUGCCACCCCGAAGGGGGAUGUCUACAGCUUUGGGGUCGUUCUUCUGGGGUUAGUAACCGGUGAGAAACCGAUUUUUGUAGCAAAAGCACCAGAAAGCUUUAAGGGAAAUCUAGUUGAGUGGAUUUCCCAACUCUCCAGUACCUCAAAACUUCAGGAAGCAAUCGAUGUGUCGUUGGUUGGGAAAGGUUUCGAUAGUGAGCUUUUCCAGUUUCUUAAGGUUGCUUGUAGCUGUGUGUUGCCGGCUCCUAAAGAGAGGCCUACCAUGUUUGAAGUGUACCAGCUUUUGAGAGCUAUUGGACAGCGUUAUGAUUUCACCACAGAAGAUGACGUUUUGGUGUUAUCGGAUGAUGUCAAUGCCCAUCAACUAGAAGAACUCAUCGUUGCUCGAGAUGUAUAGGAGAUCUAUUAAAGAGAAGUUAAACAAGAUAUAGUGGUGAGUCGAUCCAUAAUCCAACGUGUAAAUUAUCUGUUAACGUUAUUGGUUUUUCAAUAAUUUAUACUUGCCAGUUAGAUUACACAUUCGUAAUUUUAAGAUUGAUAGAUUUUGCAAUCUGCAUAUUACUAUCAGAUAAAUAGCUGACUUAGUAAAAUGUAAAGCUUUUUCAACUUUUUUUGUUGGUU